CGCCGCCCUAUUUACCUCCGUUUACCUCUAUCAUCACCGAUCGUCUCCGCAUCCGCAUCCUCGAUAAUCUCAUCGGACAUUUAUUCAGAUCGCUGCACCCCCUCCACCACGUGAACGCCUCUUCCUGCAUAGUAUUCCUACCUCUCGUAACCAUUCGCAGCCAUGAGUGGCGUGCGUGCCCACCUCGCGAAUCGCCUGCGCAGUUCCUCCCUCUCUGCAGUCCCUCCACGUGAGGGUUCCAACGACUACAAACCAGAUCUUGCCCGGGCUGCCGCCAGCAUUCUUUUCCGUUCACCCAUUCCUUCCAAAGAACAUAGACCAAUCUACAUUCUCAAUGCCGCUGCGCUGCCAGACACUCGCGAAUCCGACUUCGACCAGCUCCUCCCCUAUGUGCUCGCCCGCCUCCCCGAAGAAGACGACUUGCUGCGGGGAUAUGAAUACGAAGUCGUUUUCUUUGCCGGUGAUUCAGAUGGCUCAGUAACGAACAAGAAGAACAGACCUGGCUGGGGUUGGUUCUUGCAGGCCUAUCAUGUGCUCUCGAGAGCAAUGCGGAAGCGGCUUCAAAAACUGUACAUUGUGCAUGAGAAAGCCUGGGUUAGGAUUCUCACGGAAGUUUUCUCCACCAUUGUUAGCCCAAAGUUCCGCAGAAAGAUUAUUCAUGCAUCAACACUCAGCAAUCUCGCAUUCCAACUGCCUAUUGAGGAUCUCUUGAUUCCACCCUCGACUUAUCUAUAUGAUCGCCGCGUCGCCGACGAUGUCUUUGCUCCCUUUGCGACCGGUCGGCGGGCAUUCGUUGCACGCCAACCGCUUCCUAACAGCGUCAAUGGCAAGACUCGUCUUCCCCGCGUUCUGCGAGAGACCUCAACUUUCAUUCUCAUGGAGGAGAACAUCAAAUCCGAGGGGCUGUUCAGAGUUCCCGCACAUGCCAAGCUGAGGGAUGUCUUGAAGGAGGCUUAUAACAGGGGACAGAAGUACAUCGUUUUCAAAGAUAACGGAGUUACUCUGCCAGUGCCUCCAUAUCCAAAUGCAGAGCAUCAAGACGAGAUCAUAAUGGAGAUUGAUCCCCGGGAUGCAUACUCGGUUUUUAUGGCUGCCGCACUAGUGAAGGCAUGGUAUGCGGACCUUCGCCAGCCCAUAUUUACGCAGGCAACAUACCGCGAUCUCAAGCGAUUGUAUGGAGAUCCAGAUGAUCUCCCAGAUCAGCAAAAGCUUACGGACUUGUUAUCUCCCUCUUCCGAAUGGUCGUUCCUGCCUUCAAUAUCUCGUGAGAUUCUUACCAGGCAUCUCCUGCCACUUCUCAGCAGGGUCGCUGCCCGAAAAGAGGACAACAAGAUGACCCCUGAGAAUCUAGCUGUCUGCCUCGCACCGGCACUACUAUGCGGACCCGAUCAGUUGGAAGAUGCGAAGAUGUCGUCGAUUGUACGACGGAUUCUGACAGUGGCGAUCGAGCUAUGGGGUGAGGGCCUCUGCGAGGCCUGUGGUGUCAAGGCGAGUGCUUUUGAAGAAGAGCUCCGCCUGCCUGCCGAUGUCAGGGACUGGGAUGACCCUGUUGAAGGUAAAGCAAAUCGUGCAGAAAGAGACCCAGACGAUGAGAACCAAGUAACUGGUAUAAUUCUUCAGGACAACGAGGACGGCGAUGCUCUGCCACCCCCCUUGCCUCCGCGAUCUACGCCAUCGCAGCCCAAGUCGGCGUCCGGGCAAUCUUCCAGUGAGGCAAUCACAAGACGCAAACCCGCACCUCCCCUUCAGGUACCUCCUAGAUAUUCCACCAUAGUUACAGACAGCCCCACGAACGUUGCGGAAUCGCCCGCCAGCUACGCAGCAGUGACCGAUGGCUUCGCUCCAACACGUCCAACAGAAUGGAGUUCACCUGAGGAUAAGAAAACUGGUACGAACAGCGUUGGCGAUUCUCAUGCUCCUCAAAUCGUGCUACCUAAGAGAAAAGCCCUGACAGCAGAGCAGGUUGACAAUGCUGAAACAUCCGGUGUUGUGCAGGCACAAGCUCGCAAAGCCUCUGAUGGCGGGAUUGCACUUCCUGGAUUGGCCAAUCUCAACAUCGCCGGUGGGCCGCCAAAACGGAAACCAGUCUCAUCAACAAGGACCUCACUUGAUGGCAAGUCAUCACAGGCAGGGUCCGAGGACGGCUCACCCACGACAAUUGUUUCUGCGGGGGCUUUACCUGAAAAGCCUGUACCCAUGCCCGAAUUCCGCCGGCCCAGCCUACCAGCAUCAGCAACCAGAACUCCCAAUAUCACGUCCCUUGCAAGACCCAUCUUCCAGCCUGUCAACCCCAUCACCAAUCGCCCUGCUUCCAAGUCAACCUCGCUCCCAGUACCGGGACCAGGACCAAAACCAAGGACGCCUUCCCCAGGAUUACUCCAGAGGAUGCCAUCAUUUGAGGUGUCCAACCGAAAACAGUCACUUGCACCCCCGACAGCACCGCGCAAGCUCAAUCUGAAGAAGGCAUCCGUGGAUGAUCUCCGCAGGCUUUAUGAAGAACGAGCGGGCACGGCACAGACACUGGUAGAGGCUGGAAAGCGUAGGUAAUGCUAUGUGUGGUAUAGACCAUCACGAAAGGUUGAAUUUCAUCUUCACAUCAUCUUUCCUUUCCACUCCCGAAGUCCUUAUAUUGUUCACCAUGUACGGAAUCCAUAUUGUACUUUAUAAUUAGCGAAAUACCCCGUUCAAAUCGUCAUAAGAAAUAAAUUUAUGAACACCUUCA
Messenger RNA from Aaosphaeria arxii CBS 175.79, 2722 nucleotides. RefSeq lists its product as uncharacterized. Gene Ontology annotation, cellular component: cytoplasm. The record is from RefSeq and is a predicted model, not a curated record. Gene Ontology annotation, molecular function: GTPase activator activity. The coding region runs from base 163 to 2547 and encodes 794 amino acids. Lineage: Eukaryota; Fungi; Ascomycota; Dothideomycetes; Pleosporales. The transcript is spliced from 2 exons. Gene Ontology annotation, biological process: small GTPase-mediated signal transduction.